This is a messenger RNA of Haemorhous mexicanus (house finch), 1385 nucleotides long. RefSeq names its product calcium binding protein 4 (gene CABP4). The transcript has 5 exons. Bases 95 to 1156 code for a protein of 353 amino acids. Lineage: Eukaryota; Metazoa; Chordata; Aves; Passeriformes; Fringillidae. Gene Ontology annotation, molecular function: calcium ion binding. The record is from RefSeq and is a predicted model, not a curated record.
ACAACAAAUGCACCUGCCUUAGGGGUGGGGGGAGCUCAGGGAGAGGAGCCAGGUGAGGGGACACAGUGGUGGCCUUGCGGUGUCCCCACUGGGGAUGUGGGUUGGUCUGGGGACACUGUGGUGGCUGUGGGGUGUCACCGCUGGGAGCAUUGGGCAAUGCUGGGGACACUGGUGGCUGUGGGGUGUCACCUCUGGACUCGGGGCCUCGGUGAUGGCCCCGGGACGCUGGGGGGGACCUGUCCGGUGGCCGGGGCGCGGUGGCCGCGUGGCUGUGCCCGGGGCCGGUGGCCGUGGCUGUUUCCUGCCAUUAAUCACCGCUAAUUGGCUUUGCCCUGGCGGGCUCACGGCGGGGGGAGCUUGGGGGGUCACGGGGGGUGUAAGAGGAUUUCCCUGCUCCUUCCUCCGGCUCGGCCAUCCCGGGGUCCCGCUCCCUGCCCGCCCGCUGCCCACCCGGCCCCGGCCCCAUGCCACGCUCCCGCGGGGACAAGGGGACCCCCAAAUACAACAAGGACACGGAGCCCCCACAGAAGGGGAAAGGGGGGCACGAGGAGGGGGAGAAAGCCCCCAAAGCCCCCGAGGACGUCGGUGUCCCAGCCCCCAAGAAUUCCGGCUCCGAGUCCCGGCACGGUGGACAUGGGCAGAAGAGUGGGAAGAAGAGUCCCGUGGACCCCUACGCUGCUGCCACCAAGACCUACUCCCCCUUCCUCAACACUGUCUUUGGCAAGAGCUGCUGGACGCCUUCAAGGAAUUCGACACAGACCAGGAUGGCUACAUCAGCUACAAGGACCUGGGCCCCUGCAUGCGCACGCUGGGGUACAUGCCCACCGAGAUGGAGCUCAUCGAGAUCUCCCAGCACAUCAAGAUGAGGAUGGGUGGCCGCGUGGACUUCGAGGACUUUGUGCAGAUGAUGGGCCCGAAGCUGCGUGAGGAGACGGCGCACAUGGUGGGCGUGAGGGAGCUCAAGAUCGCCUUCCGCGAGUUCGACAUGAACGGGGACGGGGAGAUCAGCACGGCCGAGAUGCGUGAGGCCAUCGCGGCGCUGCUCGGGGAGCAGCUGAAGGCGCAGGAGGUGGACGAGAUCCUGCAGGACGUGGAUCUCAACGGGGAUGGCCACGUGGACUUCGACGAGUUCGUGAUGAUGCUGUCGUCCCGAUAACGGAGACACCGGGCAGGAGGGGACCCCCGGAUGACCCCCCAGCCCCUGCUCAGCCCCUCCCUGCCCGGCCAACCGCCCCGAGAGCUCUGCCAACAUCGGGGUUCCGAGGGAACAGCUGGAGCGGAGCAUCUGGCAAUGGGGCAGACGCGACAGCCCCGACCCCAAGAGUCACCGGCUGUGGCGGCAGAGCCAGCGGAGGCCGGGGCCCCAAUAAACCCCUUUGACCGGA